Jaculus jaculus (lesser Egyptian jerboa) is the source of this 2891-nucleotide messenger RNA. RefSeq names its product phospholipase A2 group IVA (gene Pla2g4a). The record is from RefSeq and is a predicted model, not a curated record. Gene Ontology annotation, molecular function: calcium-dependent phospholipid binding; calcium ion binding. Gene Ontology annotation, cellular component: nucleus; cytosol; endoplasmic reticulum. Gene Ontology annotation, biological process: glycerophospholipid catabolic process. The coding region runs from base 259 to 2508 and encodes 749 amino acids. NCBI's taxonomy places the organism in Eukaryota, Metazoa, Chordata, Mammalia, Rodentia, Dipodidae. The transcript is spliced from 18 exons.
UUUAGAGCACUAGUCUUUACCAGAAGUGUUUUCCUUCUCUUUAAUUCCACCUUAACACAGGGGACCAGCCUACAUUUUAGCCCCUCCUACCACUGGAUAACUUUCUUGAAGUCCGAGCUGAACCGGGAUCCUGGCUGAAAGCUAGAGGCUGCGUGAAAGCCCGAGCCGAGGAGUCUCACUACUCUGGGAACUACUUUAAAGAAGCCAGACUCCUAAGAAGACCUUUGAAGUGUGAAAAUCUCUGCCUUUGGAAUCGCAAUGUCAUUCAUAGAUCCUUAUCAGCACAUUAUAGUGGAACACCAGUAUUCCCAUAAGUUCACAGUAGUGGUGCUACGUGCUACUAAAGUAACGAAGGGGACCUUCGGUGACAUGCUGGACACUCCAGAUCCCUAUGUGGAGCUUUUCAUCUCCACAACCCCAGACAGCAGGAAGAGAACAAGACAUUUCAAUAAUGACAUCAACCCCGUGUGGAAUGAGACUUUUGAAUUCAUUUUGGAUCCUAAUCAGGAAAAUGUUUUGGAGAUCACAUUAAUGGACGCCAAUUACGUCAUGGAUGAAACUCUAGGGACAGCAACAUUUCCUGUAUCAUCGAUGAAAGUGGGAGAGAAGAAAGAGGUUCCUUUUAUUUUCAACCAAGUUACUGAGUUGAUUCUGGAACUAUCGCUUGAAGUUUGCUCAUGCCCAGACCUACGGUUCAGCAUGGCGUUGUGUGAUCAGGAGAAAACUUUCAGACAGCAGAGGAAGGAGAACAUAAAAGAGAGUAUGAAGAGACUCCUGGGUCCAAAAAAGAGUGAAGGACUGUGUUCUACACGUGAUGUGCCUGUGGUGGCCAUCUUGGGCUCAGGUGGAGGUUUCCGGGCCAUGGUGGGCUUCUCUGGUGUGAUGAAGGCUCUGUAUGAAUCGGGAAUCUUGGAUUGUGCUACCUAUGUUGCUGGUCUUUCUGGCUCCACGUGGUACAUGUCAACUUUGUACUCUCACCCUGAUUUUCCAGAGAAAGGGCCAGAGGAGAUUAAUGAAGAGUUGAUGAGGAAUGUUAGCCACAACCCCCUCUUACUUCUCACACCACAAAAAAUUAAAAGAUAUGUUGAGUCUUUGUGGAAGAAGAAAAGCUCUGGCCAGCCUGUCACUUUUACUGACAUCUUUGGGAUGCUAAUAGGAGAAACACUAAUUCAAAAUAGAAUGAACACUACCCUGAGUAGUCUGAAGGAGAAAGUCAGCGCAGCGACGUGCCCUUUGCCUCUUUUCACCUGUCUCCACGUCAAACCCGAUGUGUCAGAGCUGAUGUUUGCUGAUUGGGUUGAGUUUAGUCCAUAUGAGAUUGGCAUGGCUAAAUAUGGUACUUUUAUGGCUCCAGACUUAUUUGGAAGCAAAUUUUUUAUGGGCACAGUUGUGAAAAAGUAUGAAGAAAACCCCUUACAUUUCUUAAUGGGUGUCUGGGGCAGUGCCUUUUCUAUCUUGUUCAAUAGAGUGCUGGGAGUUUCUGGCUCACAAAAUAAAGGCUCCACAAUGGAGGAAGAAUUAGAAAAUCUUACAGCAAAGCAUAUUGUGAGUAAUGACAGCUCGGACAGUGACGAUGAAUCACAGGGACCCAAAGGUACUGAAAAUGAAGAUGCAGCAAGAGAGUGUCAAAACGACAACCAGGCCAGCUGGGUCCACCGCAUGCUGAUGGCUCUGGUGAGCGAUUCUGCUUUAUUCAAUACCAGAGAAGGACGCGCUGGGAAGGUGCACAACUUCAUGUUGGGCUUAAAUCUGAACACAUCGUAUCCACUCUCUCCUCUGAGAGACUUUAGCGCACAGGACUCCUUUGAUGACGAUGAGUUGGAUGCCGCAGUAGCAGAUCCUGAUGAAUUCGAGCGGAUAUAUGAACCACUGGAUGUUAAAAGUAAAAAGAUUCAUGUAGUAGACAGUGGGCUCACAUUUAACCUGCCAUAUCCCUUGAUUCUGCGACCUCAGAGAGGGGUUGAUCUCAUCAUCUCCUUUGACUUUUCUGCAAGGCCGAGUGAUACUAGCCCUCCAUUCAAGGAACUCCUGCUUGCAGAAAAGUGGGCUAAAAUGAACAAGCUUCCCUUUCCAAAGAUUGAUCCUUACGUGUUCGAUCGGGAAGGAUUGAAGGAGUGCUAUGUCUUUAAACCCAAGAAUCCUGAUGUGGAGAAAGAUUGCCCGACUAUCAUUCACUUUGUUCUGGCCAACAUCAACUUCAGAAAGUACAAGGCCCCAGGUGUCCCAAGAGAAACUGAAGAAGAGAAGGAAGUGGCUGACUUUGACAUUUUCGAUGACCCCGAAUCACCGUUUUCAACCUUCAACUUUCAGUAUCCAAAUCAAGCAUUCAAAAGGCUGCACGAUCUGAUGCACUUCAACACCCUGAACAACAUAGACGUGAUAAAGGAUGCCAUGGUUGAAAGCAUUGAAUACAGAAGACAAAAUCCGUCUCGUUGCUCUGUUUCCCUCAGUAAUGUUGAGGCAAGAAGAUUUUUCAACAAGGAGUUUCUAAGUAAACCCACAGUAUAAUCUAUGAGCUAGAAAGAGGAGGUCAUUUGAAAUUCCAUGGAACUGGACUCAAAAGCACAUUACAGAUAGUUUACUGAACAUAAGGACUGGCUCAUACUCAGCUGUAGUUAUUUACCUAAAUGACAACAAUAGUGUUACAAAUGUGGUAGGAGGGAGAUAAUGUCAAUUAUGUAACAAUACACUUAACAGGUGUCUGUCGGUAUGAAUUUCCUGAUACAAAUAUAGGGACUUAUAUAGUAUUUUAAACAUUCCUCACCAACCUUGUUUGUGUGUGCCCUUUUAAAAAUGUGGUUUUCUAUCGAAAAUAUUUAAUAGUUCAAUCUUAGUAAAGUUUUUCAUCUUAUGUGAAUGUUAGUCACUGACUAGAUUUAUUCAUGCCAUUA